AUGCACUCCCGAAAGAACGUAGGCUACGCGCGACCAAAUGGGGUCAACAUUGGCCUCGCCACGGAGAUCAGCUCCCCCAUGUCUCGUGACUGUACCGCCUCCCGACGCAUUGUCAGAUCGCUCAAGAAUCCGCUGGCAUGCGUGAUGCAGUUGGUGCCACUAGACAGUGGUGAGAACAGCCGUCCACCUCAUCUGCUUUCACGUUUCAACACGGCUAGCAUCCCAAGUGAGGCUUCCGUGAGUGAGGUGCGCAGUGAGCUCUGUAGCGUUGCCAUUGAGGAGCAGACGGAGGAUUCGACGUCGUCAUUCUUCGACCAUCGCAGGUCAUGGCAUGGUUGCAAAGUAGGCAGCUCCAUGGGCCGCAGUCGUGCGUCACGGGCAGGCCACGGGUCUCGUGCCCGUAUGCGCCGCAGCUUUCCCAGCGGUAGCAGUCGCGAGGUGGAGGAGAGUUUUCUCAGCUACAGUGAUGACCCGUCUUUCUACGCGUGCGACUCCGACGCGUCAUCGAACUCUGCAGAAACGGAGGGCUCAGGCCACAGCAUGUCCUACACAGUCAUCUCCGACAGUGUGCCCAGCUGCAGCCUCACCGGCCUCACUGAGAACAAAUCCGCACCCACUGGGUGGGCGAGCCGUUUCCGCAAGUCCAAUGCUCCGCCUCCGUGUAGGGAGUCCAACAGCUUUGGUAGUAUCUUCGGCAACGGCGGGAUUGACCCGUACAGCGGCGUUAGCGUCAACGCACACCAUCAGCCCCGCAACAACGCCGCCGCGGAUGUGGCAAUGGGGAUAGCGGCAGGGCCUCGCAUAGCGGUUGCUGUCCCGCAGAGGGACCCGGCCGUGGUUGUCCUUUCCCCUUCUUCAUCUAGUACGCGGGCGAACACAAUCCAGCCGUCGCAUACCACGGCGUCCGCAGCAGCGCAGAGCGCGCCAAGUCCUGCAGCGGCGCGGCUCGGUGAUGGAGGAUCGCAAUUCACUGCGAACACCUCUUCUGUGGGUCCGGGUAUGGAUAGCGGCAGGCCUCUGAACAACUCCGUUGACCAGCGGCCACGCGUGCAGAGUGUCAAGCUUCUGGAGCGUGUUGGACGAGGCACCUUUGGCGAUGUCUAUCGCGGCGAAGAUCUGGACAGCGGCAGCAUCAUCGCUGUGAAGGAGAUUGUUGUGCCGCAUGACUUCACCAAGGAUGUGGAGAAGCAGUUGGCUGCGCUUGAGUCGGAGAUUCGCGUCAUGCGUCGACUGCACCAUCCUCACGUCGUGACGUACCUCGGCGCUGUACGAGAGGGUAACUCCCUUCGGAUUUUCAUGGAGUUUGUAGGGGGUGGCACUGUGGGCAGCAAGGUGGAGAGCGUUGGCGGUCUGUGCGAGGAGAAGACGCGCGACUACACAGCCCAGUUGCUAGAGGGACUCGAGUACCUGCACGUCUCGCACAUCCUUCAUCGAGACUUGAAGGGCGAUAACCUCUUCCUCACAGAAGACGACCAGCUCAAGCUGGGCGACUUUGGGCAGAGCAAGGAGUUGGCGGACACCCUCAUUACCCAGUCUGUGCAAGGAACGCCAAGCUUCAUGUCACCCGAGAUGAUUGCCUGCUCUGGAUACUCGUUUGAGGCAGAUGUGUGGUCGGUGGGGUGCUGCGUCAUUCAGAUGCUUACUGGCAAGCCGCCAUUCGCGAACCUUGACAACCAGAUGGCGGUGAUGUUCGCCAUCAUCAGCUCCAAGAUCGAGGAUCAGAUUCCGGCAAGCGCCACCGAAGGCGCGAAGGACUUUAUUCGCAUGUGUACCAAGACCAAUAUCAAAGACCGGUGGACCGCCUCGCAACUGCGUCAGCACCCUUGGAUCCUAGGACAAAGCGCUCCAGUGGCCGCAACAGUAGCCGCACUGACUAAGGGUGCCGGCGAGCUGAAGGGGGCAGCUAGCCGCAAAUCCAUCGCCACGCACCUAUCAUUGGAGGCAAAAGGACCGAGCCAGCUGAACCCGCACCCUGGCAAGCCUUCUCGGUCCAUACUGUUAGACACCGCUACCCUUGGGAAGGUGAAGAACCGUGAUGGCAUCAAGAAGGGCCCAAGCAGCAGCAGCUUCGGUGGGUAUCAGUACUCAUACGAGGACGAGACAGGUGACCAUGAGGCGGGUUGCACCACGAGCAGCAACCUUUCUUCUUCCAAAAGCGAGACGGCAAGUUCCAAGAAUGCCGCGGUCAGGCACAUCAGCGCACCUUUUCCGCAGUCGUCCCCCCAUAGCGAAGGUGCGUCGACUGGCAGCCGUCAUGCGUCACCUCUGACGUUACCGGAGGCCUUGCCAAGUGGAGGGCGCCAACACCGCGGGCGCGGGAGUGCCCGUGGGCCGAUCCUGGCUCAGUCCGAUUCGCUAGUGGUGGUGGGAAAAGAGGGUGGUGGCGGCAGCGGUACGCGGGGGCGGAGGAAGUCGCCACUGGAGCCAGCGCAGCGGCUGCAACGGCCGGUGCAGUGCCACAAGGAGAAGUCGCCGCGUCACCAAGCAUUGAUGGUGGGCAGCGCCGUGGCUGUGGAGUGCCCACCAAAGAGACGAUCGAACUCGAGCCUAGCAUCGCGCACUCUUAAUACACCCAUUCAUGACCGCACCAGCCUUGGUGCCUCCUCUCCCAACAAACAGCGUGGCGAUGUGCGACCGGCAGGCUCAGCGAUCUACCGUGGCUCCGGGGCGGGCAACCAGUCGGUCCGCACCACACAGAAUGACACUUCCUCCUUCAAGAAGCGCCAACCAGCGCCAUCACGGGCUGAAAGAUGA
This is a messenger RNA of Leishmania braziliensis MHOM/BR/75/M2904, 2754 nucleotides long. RefSeq names its product putative protein kinase. NCBI's taxonomy places the organism in Eukaryota, Euglenozoa, Kinetoplastea, Trypanosomatida, Trypanosomatidae. The transcript has a single exon. The record is from RefSeq and is a predicted model, not a curated record. Gene Ontology annotation, biological process: protein phosphorylation. Gene Ontology annotation, molecular function: ATP binding; protein kinase activity. The coding region runs from base 1 to 2754 and encodes 917 amino acids.